GUUUUUUAUUUCUUCUUUUUUUUUUUUCUUCCCUUCUUCCUUUCUUUAAUAAGAUGCCUCAUAACACUUCAGAUAAUGAAAAUAAUGUAGAAGAGCUUGCUGAAGGCUCUCGUAGUAUUAUUUUAGCAAUUGCUUCUCAACUUACAAAAGGCAUGGAUUUGCAUAGGGUAACAUUACCUACUUUUGUCCUUGAACCUAGAAGUAUGUUGGAACGUAUUACUGAUUUUAUGGCACAUCCAGAAUUCAUUUUACCUGUUCCUCAUAUUAAUGACAAUACUGAAAGAUUUAUUGCUGUUGUUAAAUGGUUUUUAUCUGGUUGGCAUAUUAAACCAAAAGGUGUAAAAAAACCUUAUAAUCCAGUAUUAGGUGAAUUCUUUCGUUGUAAAUACAAAUAUGAAGAUGGAACAGAUGCUUAUUAUAUUGCUGAGCAAGUGUCUCAUCAUCCACCUGCUUCAGCUUAUUUCUAUUCAUGCCCUCAACACAAGUUAAUUAUCACGGGUGAUUUGAAACCAAAGUCUCGAUUUUAUGGUAAUAGUGUAGCUUCUUUGAUGCAGGGUACAAUCAAUUUUAUUUUACCUGCAAGAUAUAAUGAACGAUAUGAAAUUACAAUGCCUAAUAUGUAUGCUCGUGGUAUAUUAUUUGGUACAAUGACUUUAGAACUGGGUGAUACUUCUGUAGUUAGAUGCGUUUCAAGCGAUCUUAUUUGUGAAAUGGAUUUUCAGACAAAAGGCUUCUUUUCUGGUCAACCCAACUCUGUCGUAGGUAAAAUCAAAAAGGAAUCUACACAAGAAGUUUUAUAUGAAAUUACCGGUCAGUGGUCAGGUGAAUUAUUUAUUAAAAAGUGCAAUUCUACUUCAACAAAGAGUAGUAGUAGUAGUAGUACAAUUAGUAAUUUAUGGUCAUUUCGAGGAUCUUCAAAUGAUAAAAAGGAAAAAAAACCAGAGUUAUUAGUUGAUGUUACAAAGUAUAACAAAUAUCCACUUCAAGUGCCUGAACAACAAGAAGAAAAGGAAUCAAGAAGACUUUGGACCAAAUUAACAGAAGGGAUUUUAGAAAAGAAUAUGGAUAAAGCUACAGAUGAAAAGACAAAGAUAGAAGAUAGAGAACGUGAAUUAAGAAAGGAAAGAGAAGAAAAGAACAUUAUUUGGGAACAUCGUUUCUUUGAUCCUGAUGGUGAUGAUUAUAAAUUUAAAUAUAUGGAUAGAUUAAAUUAUAAUCAACCUGAAGAAGUUUGCAAAGUUUUGGAUACUCUUUUUCAAUAAAUUAGUGUUGUAAAGCUAUAAGCAUUUCCUCUCAAUAUACAAAAUAUAUACAAAUAUAUUUAUAUACAUUUCAUAAAUCUACACAAGUUGAUACAUUUUCUUAUUUUUCCUUUUUCAUGUAUUUAUUGAUUGUCUUCACAUUAAAUGUGUAAAAAAAAA
Cokeromyces recurvatus is the source of this 1421-nucleotide messenger RNA. RefSeq lists its product as uncharacterized. The transcript has 7 exons. Gene Ontology annotation, cellular component: membrane; cytosol; intracellular membrane-bounded organelle. The coding region runs from base 54 to 1262 and encodes 402 amino acids. NCBI's taxonomy places the organism in Eukaryota, Fungi, Mucoromycota, Mucoromycetes, Mucorales, Mucoraceae. Gene Ontology annotation, molecular function: sterol binding. The record is from RefSeq and is a predicted model, not a curated record.